GUCCCGCCUCCACCACCGGGCUUGGGGCGGGGCUUCCUGCAACCUUCGCCGCUCCAACAUGGCUCCGCGGCUGUGCAGCAUCUCUGCGGCGGCGCGGCGGUGGCUGGGGGGCUCCGGGCCCCGCGCCGGGGACGUUGCAGCUGCGGCGCGUUUCUAUUCCAAGGACAAUGAAGGCAGCUGGUUCCGCUCCCUCUUUGUUCACAAAGUGGAUCCCCGGAAAGAUGCCCAUUCCACCCUGCUGUCCAAGAAGGAGACCAGCAACCUCUACAAGAUCCAGUUUCACAAUGUGAAGCCCGAGUGUCUGGACGCCUACAACAGCCUGACGGAGGCUGUGCUGCCCAAACUGCACCUGGAUGAGGACUACCCCUGCUCGCUCGUGGGCAACUGGAACACGUGGUACGGGGAGCAGGACCAGGCAGUGCACCUGUGGCGAUUCUCCGGUGGCUAUCCAGCCCUCAUGGACUGCAUGAACAAGCUCAAAAACAACAAGGAGUACCUGGAGUUCCGAAAAGAGCGGAGCCAGAUGCUGCUAUCCAGGAGAAACCAGUUGCUUCUUGAGUUCAGCUUCUGGAACGAGCCACUGCCCAGAGCAGGCCCCAACAUCUAUGAGCUGAGGACAUACAAGCUCAAGCCAGGAACCAUGAUCGAGUGGGGGAACAACUGGGCUCGAGCUAUCAAGUACCGGCAGGAGAACCAGGAGGCAGUGGGCGGCUUCUUCUCACAGAUAGGAGAGCUCUACAUUGUGCACCAUCUCUGGGGUAGGUUGGGGACCUUCCAGGAGCCUUUUAUUAGUCCUUCCUCCACUGUCACUCUCUCAGUCCCCCUGGUGCGACACAUGGAGUCUCGGAUCAUGAUCCCCUUGAAGAUCUCUCCUCUCCAGUGAUGCUGCUGACACCUCCACCUCCUUCCCCUUCUGCCUCAAGGCAACCCAGACAGAGGAGCUCCUGGUCCUGCUGUCUUGGUUUACUCUUGGCUCUUGGGAGGACUGAGGGGCAGUGUUCAGCUAAGACAAGGGGGAACUGAAGGCUGACAAGGUUCUGAUGACAUAAAUCUCUGCCCAGACUCUUCCUGCCUUCCCCACCUGCCUCCUUUCUCCUGCUGGAAGUAGUUUCUAAUUUCCCUGAAUGAAGAAUAGCAAUCUUUUAGGUCUUCUUUAUCUCCUCCUAAGAUUCCUCAUCUCAAGACCAUCAGGCCCCAACGAUCAUCAUGGAAAUCCUUGGUUUAGCUUAGUUGCACAAAAGGUAGCAUGUUCAGUGGUUAGAGGUGGCCUGGGAAGAAAGGGGGUCAGGCCAGGCCCUUGGGGAUUCCCUGAUCUCCACUGGGCCACCCACUUGAUCGACAGUCUGAGCCAAGUCCCUCCUGCUGAGGAAAAGCCUGGAAUUGCCACAGAAACCCCUCAAAUCAGCAAGGUCCAAAGGAGGUCUGGACAUUCCACCCAGAGAUGCUGGGAAAAGUGAUGGGGAGCCAGGAAGGAUUUAGGCAAGAGACAGACAUGUAACAGGAAUGCAGAACAUAGAACUCAAGAAUUUAGAACUUUGGUUGGAACUGCAGAAUUUGGAAUUUGGAACAAAGAAUUGGGAAGGUAGAACAAAGGUGACAGAAUACCAUUUGGGGUAUACUAAAUAGAUGGAGAGUGGCUUGUCAGUUUCUCCCUACAUAUAGGAGUUGAGAACUGGAAUGUGUAGUUCAGUCCUUCUGUGCAGGGAGACUCUCCUGCCCUCCAUCCUUCCUAAAGGCAGAAGUACAGGCCAGGGCCUGUAUUUCCCACAUCCUGCAUUCCUUCUCCCCCACUUGACAUUCUGUGAGCCCAACCCUCAUUCUACAGGGCCACCAGGUAUGUGGAGUGGAGUCAGUGACUCUGGGGGGGGGUCUUCUCAGUGACUCCCCAUACCUCAUGAACCUUUGGAUAGCUUGAUUCUGCCUCCCUUCCAAGAAAACUUGUGUUGAAAUUGCUGAUGGAACCGAUUAAAUAUUUACUAUAAA
Propithecus coquereli (Coquerel's sifaka) is the source of this 1983-nucleotide messenger RNA. RefSeq names its product nipsnap homolog 1 (C. elegans) (gene NIPSNAP1). Lineage: Eukaryota; Metazoa; Chordata; Mammalia; Primates; Indriidae. The coding region runs from base 59 to 883 and encodes 274 amino acids. The record is from RefSeq and is a predicted model, not a curated record. Gene Ontology annotation, cellular component: mitochondrion. The transcript has 9 exons.